Helobdella robusta is the source of this 390-nucleotide messenger RNA. RefSeq lists its product as hypothetical. The record is from RefSeq and is a predicted model, not a curated record. The transcript has a single exon. Bases 1 to 390 code for a protein of 129 amino acids. Lineage: Eukaryota; Metazoa; Annelida; Clitellata; Rhynchobdellida; Glossiphoniidae.
AUGCCAAAUCGCAAAACAUACCUUAGGCAAAGUGAGAUGCCAGAUGAGGAAGCAAAUGUAAAUAAUAGAAUUUUUAGUAAAACUAAAGAGUGGAAAGUUAGUAGAUUCAAUGGCUCAGAAGAUAUAACUGAGUAUUUUUGUCAAUUUGAAAUAACCGCAAAAGUAAAUAAGUGGACAUCACAAGAAAAAGCACUAUCUCUUUUGCACGCACUAGAUGGGAAAGCAAGAGGUGUAUUUCACGAAUAUCCAGAUAUUGAUACAGUCACGUAUAACGAGAUUAAAGAGCUGUUGUUUAAACGAUUUGGACCAUCAAACUAUUCAGAAACACACGAGUAUAGUUUAUCGCAGCUUAGAUUACAAAAAGAUCAGAACAUUCGAGAUGUGUCUUAG